UUCAGUGAACAAUGGUUGAGCUUAGCCGAACCUAUUCCGAAGGUGUUCGCUUUCUCACUUCUCUUCAAGCCGCUUGACACUUUCUUCCUGCUCUCUUUUUAGUUCUUUCCUCCAUGAACAUCGACAAGAAUAUGAUAGGAGAUACUUCUCAGAUUGACAAUGAUGUUCAAUUGGUUCUUGAGCUUUCUAAAGGAGACCCUUUCUUGGGUAAAAAGAAGAAAGUACUAGAGGUUAUGGGUUUUGAUCCAGAAGGAUCAAUGAACAUUAGGAGCUCCUUCACUCCUGAUCAGUUAACCUCUUUCUUGAAUAUGAUGCUUCAACGAGCAAGAAUCAUAAACUUAGACGAGGUAGAACUUUACUUCAGUGAAGAUGCCAUUGAUCUAGGGGGUUUUACCAGUCUGAGGAAUGAGCUGGAAGCUCUAGAUUUAAUCCUUAAAGUCAUUGACAAGGUGCUGUCCAGUGGCAAAGGAGCGACGAUAAAUGUACUGCAAAAUCUGCGGGAUGUGACUCUUGAUAGGAUCCAUGAACUUGGAAAGAGCAAUGGUGAAGAGACAAGAAUUUUUAGAGAUUCUAACAGUGACAAGGAAAAGUGUCUCUUAGAGUGGGGUGUGAAGAAUGGUGUUAAGACAAAAUUAGAUAUAGCUCAUGUUGAAGGAGCUGGAAGAGGGGCAGUAGCAAGAGAAGACUUAGAAGUUGGAGAUAUUGCUCUGGAGAUUCCUCUAUCUGUCAUCAUUUCAGAGGACAUUUUGCAUGAAUCUGACAUGUUCCCUAUCUUGGAGCAAAUUGAUGGGAUUUCAGCAGAGACAAUGUUGCUAUUGUGGAGCAUGAAGGAGAAAUACAACCAGGGUUCCAAAUAUAAGUUAUAUUUUGACACAUUGCCAGAAGAAUUUAACACUGGUUUGAGCUUUGGUAUUGAUGCUGUCAUGGCAUUAGAUGGAGCUUUGUUGUUAGAAGAGAUUGUUCAAGCCAAAGAGCAUCUACGUAUCCAAUAUGAUGAGUUAUUUCCUGCAUUAUGCGAUUGCCAUCCUGAUGAAUUUCCACGAGAGCUGUAUACAUGGGAGCAGUUCUUAUGGGCUUGUGAGCUUUGGUACUCUAAUAGCAUGAAAGUUAUGUUCAGUGAUGGAAAACUGAGGACCUGCUUAAUUCCUGUUGCUGGCUUUCUUAAUCACUCGAUGUGCCCGCACAUAAUGCACUAUGGUCGAAUUGAUUCUACUACGAAUUCUUUAAAAUUUCCUUUGUCCAGACCAUGCAAUGCCGGAGAACAAUGCUUUCUUAGUUAUGGUAACUUCUCUAGUUCUCAUUUGGUAACGUUCUACGGUUUCUUCACUCAAGGAGACAAUCCCCACGAUGUUAUUUCACUUGAUAUUGAUGUUCCACAAGAUGAAGAUUGUGAGGGCGGAGGGGCAGCUUGUGAAUGGAACACUCACAUGGUUCGAGGAACCUGGUUCUCAAAGAAUCAUGCGAUCUUUAAUUAUGGGUUGCCACGACCUUUAUUGAAUCAUCUUCGCAGAGCUCGGACUCCAACGUGGGAGUCAAAUACUCUUACUCGGGAAAACUUAGAAAUUGAACUAGAAGUCCUUGGAGACCUUUGCUCUACCUUUGAAGGUAUGAUGGAAGCCCUUGGCGAAGCAACACUGGAUGACAGGGAAACACCCAUGUGGGAUGUAAAGCUUGCAUUGGAGUUCAAAGCUUUACAAAGGAGGAUCGUCUCCUCAAUUUUAACUUCAUGUUACACGGGCAGCAAGUUAUUAGAAUUGGAGUUGCACAAACGUAGUGUAGCACAGCUAUAAUCUGGUGUGCUUAAAACCGAUGAGUUUUUUAUAUACUCGUUUUUCUCUCCCUGAAUUUCAUCAACUUUAGUAAGUUUUGAUGGUUGACUGUUGCUCUUGGCAAAUUACCAGCGUCACUUAUCUUCUUUGCGUGAAAUUGUAGGCGAAGAAAUCAGUUCAUUUUUGUUUCUUGCCAUGUGAUGCAAUCGGAAACUUUGACCCAGUCGACCAUUUAGGAAUUGGAUGAAUAAUAUCACUUUUCCAUGUGGCUGUAUCACCGUGAUACUGAUCUAAAACCCAGAAUUCAGCACCCGAGUUGAGCUUUACAACUUGAUGUCUAUUAGACUACAAUAAAUUUGAAGUUGAUCAUACGAAUUGUUUUGCCGUACACUCCAUUCUAUACACUGCUACAUUUGCUGAACGUAUCUAUAUCUUGUGCAA
Messenger RNA from Olea europaea var. sylvestris, 2210 nucleotides. Its product is annotated as fructose-bisphosphate aldolase-lysine N-methyltransferase, chloroplastic. The record is from RefSeq and is a predicted model, not a curated record. Lineage: Eukaryota; Viridiplantae; Streptophyta; Magnoliopsida; Lamiales; Oleaceae. Gene Ontology annotation, biological process: peptidyl-lysine monomethylation. The transcript has 12 exons. Gene Ontology annotation, cellular component: nucleus. Gene Ontology annotation, molecular function: protein-lysine N-methyltransferase activity. Bases 114 to 1790 code for a protein of 558 amino acids.